Molecule: messenger RNA, 5687 nt
Organism: Oreochromis niloticus (Nile tilapia)
Lineage: Eukaryota; Metazoa; Chordata; Actinopteri; Cichliformes; Cichlidae
Gene: ypel1
Product: yippee-like 1
Exons: 5
Coding region: 771-1130 (119 amino acids)
Source: RefSeq, a predicted model, not a curated record
AUGCAUCACCGAUAGAUGGAGAUAAAACUGCGCCUCUUCUGCACUUUUUUUUGCACAAGUUUUCCUUCGCAGCCUGCGGCGCUGACGCUAAAGAGAAGCUGCAGACACCGAGGCGACGCUUAUAAGUGACAGAUCCGCGGCCGUGAACGCGGCUGUGCGCGCAUCACAGAGCUAAUUAGGAUUUCAGUAUAAAAAAGGCCGCAGUCGGGACAGCUCGGCCUGUCCUGCCGCUGAUAUCGGAGAGCUGAAGGUACAGAGGUGCACCCCAGCAUGCACUCGCUCUGAUCCCAAACAAGCGGAUGGGAUUUGGGGAUUUCGCCCACGCCGCACUCUUCACGGUUUUGCUUUGUGAACGCAUUGAAACUCCAACGAGGACACUGAUGUUUCUGGAGACUUUAAUGGCACUGGGCUCGACCUAAAGAGGCUGCUGCUGCCUUUAUGGGACGGUGAAGCUAUCCUCAUUUCUUUUCUUUUCUUUUUAUUUCUUUCUUUUGUUUAUUUUCUAAACUGAUAUCCACACUGCUGGUUCAGAAGGAAAAGCUUCGAUUUCGUGGCCGGGUUGUUUUGGUUCUCUGACGGGGAGGAAGGCUAAGAGUUUUGGGGUUUGAUUUUCUCCCGUGGUGUCUGUGUGGAGCGUGCCACACACCCACUCCACAACAACGACGGCUUUUGCUUGCAUCUUCCAGUGUUUCUUCUGUCAGCAAGUCCAGCAGAGCUGCAACUCUUCCAGUGCCAGCCCUGACACCAGCGAGGAGCCCUGCCCCACUGACAUGGUGAAGAUGACCAAGUCUAAGACCUUCCAGGCUUACCUGCCGUCCUGCCACCGCACCUACAGCUGCAUCCACUGCCGAGCACAUCUGGCCAACCACGACGAGCUCAUCUCAAAGUCAUUUCAAGGCAGUCAAGGAAGAGCCUAUCUGUUUAAUUCAGUGGUGAAUGUCGGCUGCGGGCCAGCAGAGGAGCGGGUUCUCCUCACAGGUUUACAUGCUGUGGCUGAUAUCUACUGUGAAAACUGUAAAACCACCCUUGGCUGGAAAUAUGAGCACGCGUUUGAAAGCAGUCAAAAGUACAAAGAGGGAAAGUUCAUCAUCGAGCUGGCUCACAUGAUCAAGGACAACGGGUGGGAGUGACGCUCCGCCUCUCCAUUUGUUUUUGUUGUUUUUGAUGUUGUUGUUUUUCUGACCUGGGAAUGCUCUUUAUCGAACUGCAGGGGGAGGGCGAUCGUCCGGCCCUCCCCCCACCUCCCUCCACCAGCCCCCGCACUUUCCUAACAGUUAAAAAAACAAACAAACAAACACCUCCACCUUCCCGCCUUCUUCACGUGCACACGCACCCACCUGCUCAUCGUGAAAGUGAACAAACGGUGACUGACGAGUGGAGCGACUCGUUGAAAAUCGACGUCGCGGGAGUCCCGCCGUUACUUUGAAGAUUCCUCGUUCUCCUUCGCAGCCCCAGAGCUUUUGGGAUUGACCCCGCCCACUCUCAACCCGCCGCCGCCCCACCGAAACACGCUUACAAGUGAUUGUGGUGACGUGUCGACCACUAUGCGAACGAAGAGAGAGACUUCACCGAGAGGACGUUUUUCUUUUCUUGAUGGAUGACUUUGAUUAUUUUAAUGUUAUUUGCUUUAGUUUUGACGUCGGGUUGGUAAAGAUUUGGUUUGGCAGCCGAUGGAUGUUACUGGUUAGCAUUAUAUUUUAUUUCCCUGUCAAGUCUGUUUUUAUUCAUUUUGUCGGCUUGGUGUAUCUCUGCCUCUAGCUGAGCAUGCUUUUCUUUGCUAAUGUCCAAAUGAGUAAUCAGGGAUGGGUGAGGAGCAGAGGGGGAAAGGGAGUUUAUCGUAGUUGCAAAUAUGUAGCAGCAUCUUGCUUUCUUUCUUUUCUUUUUUCUUUUUUAAAGAGGCAAAGAAUGAGUUUGCAGUAAUGUGGAAUUUUAUACCUGAUAUUUUUCUGUUUUUACCUUUUUUUGGACUUUCUUUUUCCCUCUUUCUGGUACUUUUCAGCACCCAAAAGCAUUGAAAGCAGCACCUAGUAUUUGUUUGACAUAAAUGGGUAUAUAUAUACGUAUACAUAGAUCUAUAGAUAAAUAUUUGUAGUGUUUGGCUAAUUGCGAUUGUGGCUGGUCCCAGUUUGCAGCAGUACCACGAGUGAAAGACGAAAAAGGAGCAGAAAUGGUUAUUAGACUGGGGAUCCUUACGUCAGUGCCCACACAUCAUAAAACACGAUGACAGAGUGUAUUAUCCCAUUGUCUAGUAAUGAAACAAUAAGAGACACACUUUACAUAUGAAUAUAAAUACACAUAGUAUGAUUACAUAUCCAUAAAUACUAUGAAAAUGUUCGUAGUACGUAGAUAUUGGAACAUGGUUUCUAUAUAUAUAUUUGCUGUCAUGCACAUAUGUAUAUAUGCAUAUUACUGUGUGUAUAUAUGCAUUGUGUGUGUGUGUGUGGUCAUGCAUUAUACAGUGGCAUACUUGAACGACUUCGUUUGCACUUUGCAGAGGCGUUUGGUCCAUCGCGGUUUGGAGGCAAAAUGUUUGUUCGCUCUCGUUUCCCAAUGGCCUUCUCACAGAUGAACAACAGAUUGUUGGAGAUGGAAAGGAAGCCGGAGCAGGAGGGCUUCGUCGACUCUGGUAUGCUUAGCAGCUGCCUGUUAGAUACUUUGAGGAAAUUUGGUUUCAUUUUGUUUAAAUUCAGGGUUUCCUCUCACUUCUUCCACCUCAAAAAGUAGUUUCUGAUUCUUUGCUGCUAUCCUGGAAAUCCCGCCGCUUCGCCCCGUUCUUGUAGAUCUUUUGCACUUUACGUACUUCUCUCUCUCGGAGCGUAUGAAUCGUCUCUUUGUGGACGACAUCUGUGAUUUGCCUCCAAGCCGUAUGAAUCUCGUGCCUCUUCAAAACACGAACGGCCUCCCUCUACUUGUUUUCUUUUAUUUUUCCUUCUGUUGUGCAGUGCAUAACUCUGAAAACUUUCAUGUGAACCGAUGUGUCUUCCCCUUCCCUUUGCCCCCUUCCUGGUUCAAAGAAGUAGCCCUCGAAAUAACAUUCUUCACCAAAAUCCUCAGAGCUCUAUGGAUAACAGAGACUUGGUAUAUAUACACACAUAUAUUUUCUACGUUAAGAUUUAGAGGUGCAAAAACAGAUGGAUAUUCAGUAUAUUAUUUCUCAGAGUAAAGCAAAGAGGAGGAAGAGGUUGCCCGGGACCUGUUGGACUUUUUAAUCAGAGGGAUUAAAAAGAUGGCAGCAGGUGAUGGUGUGGGCAGGGUGGGAGAGGAUGGGAGAGAUUUUAAAAAAAAAAAAAAGAAAAGAAAAAGGAAAAAAAAAAAUCAGCAGUGAUUGAUUACUUUGCCGGCAAGGUCAGUCAGAUCACACGACCUUUUAACCUAAAACUAUGACAAUGCAAACCCUUGAUAGUUAGCAGUGAUACCUACUUGAAAUAUAAAUACAUAAACAGCUAAGAUAUUGGCCCGUGUUCCAGUUUUUGUACAUAAAGUAACAUAUUUAAGGUUUUAUACGUAUUUCUACUGGGUUAGUUCUUUUACUUCCCCUACUUGAAGCACUUUUGUUCACCGUACCUCUGGCUGUGUGGUGUCUGGCUGUGUGGUGUGUGCGCAUACAUGCAUGUGUUAGUCCACAUGCAUGCCUGCACACCAAAGCGAAUGUUUACCUUCUCUUGCUCAGUUUUCCCCUCUUUCUUUUUUCUUUUUGAGUAUUCCUGGCGUGUUUUCUUCCCUUUCACAGCUGUUUGGUUUCACUGUCUCUCUCGCUGAUCUGUGAGGUUGACAGCCAGGUUAGUUUGUUUGGAAGUGAUUUAUUCCCCGUUUGGUUUGUUUGCUUUUUUUUCUGUUAGCUUGUUUAUUUAGCUUGUGUGGUAAGCGCCCGUUAGAGGGCCGGUGUUUAGGUCUCUGCUGAGCCAUGUAGACGUUGAGGGCGAGCUGGAAUCUCCCACCAUGUCGCAGGGAGAGCCUUUACCGAGACCCUUUGGCCACCACAGUCAGUGUCUCCUGUGCUGAGGGCUUUCAGGUGUAGAAAUGCACCCUGUGGCAGCUAUGUCGGAGGUCGUUAGUUUGCGGCAACACUGGCUGUGAAUAUCUGAUUGUAUUUUUUGAACGUAUUCAUUCUUGUGGUGUUUUUCUUUUUCUUUUAUUGUGUAAAAGUGAACUGUUACUCCCCUUAUCUAUUUGAUCGGCUUGUUUUGAUGAUAAUAGCCUGUUUUAGUCACAUCUCAGUUCUGGUGCUGCAUCCUUUCAAUGUUAUGCAGGACACGCCGGGCAUGUCAAAUGCAAGCAAGAAUUUGCAGCUCUGUCCAACAACUUAAUGCAUAGUGUUGAAUGCAGCUGCAAGCGUUAACCCCGCAGCAUAGUUUGGGCCCAUGCUCAGAGGUGCAACAAACUUCUUUGCAGAUGUCGUAUCAAAGUUUUAAUGGCCUGUUUUUGAGUCCAAAUUCUAAAGUAUUGAAAUAUGAUGUGAAAGAUUUGAGCUCCUUCAGUCAGAACUAGCUUGUCUUUCCAUUUCCUGGUAAGAAGCUGGAAAACUACAGACUGGAAGGUCAUUCUUAGCGCCAUGGGAUAAAACGGUCAUUGGAUUAAAGCCGCGUCUUCUUCCACAUGUCGUGAGAUUUGGUCAGUUUAAAGCUACAAACAUUAGAUGUUCACAGGAACACGUGAAUGCAUCGUUAGAGAAGAAUGCUGGGCGUUGGUCUGGUAUCACUCGAAGGUUGCAGCUCCUGAACUAUGAUGAGCUUUUAUUAAAACAGCAAAGUCUGAUUGCAUUAACAUAACAAUGCCACAGCCCUGCCUUUAGGUUGGUUUACCUCUGUGAACUUUCCACACACUCACAGUCUCACAAGACCAGCACCGGUAGCAAAAUUUGGAAAGAAUUCUACCUUACAGGACUGUUUUUGUCUAUCUAAAUCGUUACUGAAUGCACACACACAGUCGUACGAUUUCCCUCUGCUACAUGCACACAGCCAGUUUCUCUUAAGGACCUCCACAUGGCAGCAGCAGCUUCUGGGAGCAACCCGGCUGCAGAGCGUCUGUACUCUUCCCUUCGAUCAGUCAGUCAAAGUUGAACCAACAAAAAGCAGCUGCCAGUGUCACCGCCAGUGCGUACCAAAUAAAGACCCAGGCUCUAUCGAAUGCAUCAGUGUCAUGUGUCAGCGGGCAGGAACGAAGCCAGGGGCCACGGUCGAUGGUCUCCUGGAGAUUCGACUGCGAUACCAAAAUCAAAGAGUAGAAAACCUGUCACCUAUGACAUUGUCUUUCUGUAGAAUGUUUUGAUUCUCUGAAAUACGGCGUCAAAGCAGCCUGGAUGAAAAAUGUAGAUAUUUGCUGCUGAAAACUGUUUACUUUUUAUUGUUGUUCUGUUGUUAUCGUGGCACUGGCUACCUACUUUUUGCGCUCUGUUACUUUCUAAACAGGAUGUUGAUCAAAGGCUAGAUGGGUAUACAGGAGAAAAGACUGUACAAGUUCUUUUCUUAGGACUGUUAAACUACAGUUUGAGGUCUAAAAGCAUGUUGUAUUUAUAAUGUCGUGCCUGUUUUUUGUUUGUUUUUCUUCCUAAAUUUAAAAGCAAAUAUUCUAUGCUUUUUAUUUGACUACAUUGCUUUGCAUUCUGUCUUAUUAAAGCCAUGUCACAUGUCUGUUUUCACUCUAAUGUAAACUAUCAGAUAUCACAAUAAAAUUUUCAAUGGCAUUAA